GUCUAGUACUUGGGCGACCAUUAAAUUCUCAUGCCACUGAACCUGUGAAGCCAUCGACGAAGCAAGCGCCGUUCCACAGUCCACCAUCACUUCAUCCGAAGUUCUCACCACGACUGUUGCAAACAAAUUGUUGAGCGCCUAGCUGUUGCGUUGCACUGCUGAUUGAUACAUCGCACAUUGCGCCAUGCUACGGCACGGAGCGUCCGUGGUGCUGCACCGGGUGGGGGCUGCGGCAUCAGCUGCAGGUCAAGCCGGCGAGGGGCUCCCCAUAGCUGCGUGUGCGCUCAACCAUUUGCGCGGCGCAGCGUCCUCAGCUGGUGGCCCAGCCUCUGGGCCAUCCUCUUCUGGGCGUCCUUCAGCAGCUGCGGCUGCGGCUGCGGCUGCUGCCAGCAGCAGUAGUAGCGCGGAGACGCCGGUAUCGUUCUUUGCUCGACAGUCCCAGAUACUGGCCAACAUGCCAGUGUACCCCAAGCUUCUAGGGUUUGCAGGCGCCAUCCCGUUCCUGACGCUGACGCCGCAGCUCCUGACAGCGGCGGGCAUGCCCGAGCUCAUCGACUACUGCGCUCGCAUGCAGCACGUGUACGGCGGCAGCAUCGUCACCUUCCUGGGCGCAGUGCACUGGGGGCUGGCCAUGCAGAGCCAGACCAUCGCGGCGCCCGGCUCCAAGAAGGCUCAGGGGGCGCUCAAUGAGCGGUACGUGUGGUCGGUGGUGCCCUCACUGGCGGCGGUGCCGGCGCUGCUGCUGGAGCCGGCGCAGGGCAGCCUGGCCAUCGCGUCCCUGCUGGCCAUCUGCUACCUGUCGGACUCCUCCUACUUCAAGCACGGCUACCUGCCAGCCUGGUACAUGUCGCUGCGCGGCUACCUGACGGUGCUGGCCAUGAUGAGCAUGCUGGCCACCACCACCUACUACCUCAAGCGCGACCUGGACAAGGCGCGGCGGCGCAUGGAGGAGGAGGACGCCGCGCGGGCGGCGCGCAUGGAGGCGCGCGUGUCUGGGCGGGACGGGGCGGCGGGCGUCGGCGCCGGCGCCGGCGGGAUGGCAGCAGCGGCGGGUGCGUCAGGAGCGGUGGCGGCGGCGGCGGGUCUUUCAGCGAGGAAGUGAUGGGAUGCAGGUGUGCAUUGACAGAAGAGCGGUAUCGUACAGUAGGCCCUGGCGUGCGGUGCUGCAAUUCAUGGAUUCAGUCAUUGAAUGUGUGAUGCGCGUUGACGAUUGGACGUGCCGGGCUGCGGGGGUGUGGAUUAAAGCCGCGUAGGCUUCACAAGCGUGUCGCGGAUUGACGCUGAGCGAGGUCGAGGCAUGGCAGCAGGCAGGCGGAUGGCAGUUACCGUACAAUGAAUGCGCCCCAUGCCUCCGAACUCGGGUGAACCUUGGAAGCUUUGGUCAACACGCCGCCCUAAGCCCCGAACGCAUAACGGUGGCCAACAAAUAGUGCAUCUCCUGCAGUGUAGGUACCACACUCUC
Molecule: messenger RNA, 1462 nt
Organism: Chlamydomonas reinhardtii
Lineage: Eukaryota; Viridiplantae; Chlorophyta; Chlorophyceae; Chlamydomonadales; Chlamydomonadaceae
Exons: 6
Coding region: 185-1102 (305 amino acids)
Source: RefSeq, a predicted model, not a curated record